AACCCAUGCCAGCAUGGAAAAUGGACAUUAAGUGAUGAUGACGAUGAUGAUUACUGUGAUUUUUUUUUCUUUCCCUGGUUUAUCCAUGUCUCGUCUCAGCUCCAUCCUGUAGCUUAGAGACAAAACAGUUUCCCCAAACACAUGAGCUGUGCCAAGUAUUGCUACCAACUGAUUCCUAUGAAGUUUGGUAUUUGCAGCCUUUGAUGUCACAAUAUUGCUUUCUUUGAGAUGGGUUAGGCUGGGUUAGACAUGCUCUUGAAGGAAAUCUCUGUCUUAGACCGAAAAGAGGAAGGUGAGCUUAAAAGCAAACAAAACUACAGGGCACUGAAAAGGAAGCAUGAUAUUGAAAGAAAGGGCCUGAAAGUAGUAGUGGAGGAACUGAACCAGCACCUCGUUGCAAAGAAAGCAAAAAUGGUCACCACCAGAAUAGGUUAUUCAGGGUAGAUCAGAAGAGAUUCUAUAAAGAAAUAAAUGGAGAGUGUACAGAUGAAAAGUUGAUGCCAAAGGUUUUGGAGUGACAUCUGGAGCUAGUUAAGUCCAUGAGAGAUGGUUAUACUAUAUCCAUAUAAACGUAUAAAUAUUUGUAUAUGUGUAUAUAUGCAUAUAUGUGCAUAAGGAACAUUAAAAAGCAAAAAGCUAACUGGAAAUAUUUUGAGUAAAGACAAAAUUAAAUUAGGGAAAAGACUUCAUAAUAUUUUUGUAACUUCUGGAGAUGAGAGAGAGAGAGAGAGAGUGAGAGUAAAAAGAAAGAGAAAAGGAAGAGAAUGGAAGAAAAGAGUGAGAGAAUACAUUAAGAGUGAAGGAAGAAAGAGAAAAUUGAGAGAAACAAAUUAACAGAAAAGCAAGAUAAAAUAUAAAGAGAGAGAGAGAGAGAUAAAAGAAGUAGAGAAAAGAAAGAGAGAGAGAAAAGGGGAGAAAAAAGCGGAAAUAGAGAGUGAGAGGCGGUAGUAAUAUCGACCAAUGAGAAGAAAGAUAAGUCUUCAGUGCUGAACGUUCUGGCACGAAAUUCAAACAACAACAACUGUAAACCGAAUGAGGUUGUCCAAAUUCUCUGACCGUCAUCAUGAUGUCCUUAAGGAGUAGAAUCCAAGUAUUAAAUGAGAUUGCACAAGAAGAAAAGGCUGAGUACAGAUCUCCGGAAGAGCUUUCGAAAAUAGCAGCAUUCAAUGAAGCGAAACGAGAGAAACGGCGCCGGAAAAUCAUCAAAGAAAUCUUUGAAACUGAGAAGACUUACCAAAACCUCUUGGACAUUAUACACAGAUUCUUCUAUUUCCCGCUGCGAUUUGACUGCAUCAUUCCAGAGGCCGUCCACAACAAACUGUUCAGUAACAUCGAACAAAUCCAACAUGUGAACAUAAAGUUGCUGGAUCAAAUGGAACAGAACACCAUAGGACAAGCUUUCCUCUCCCUCGGGCCUUUUCUCAAACUCUACUCCACUUAUGCUAAUAAUCACACUCAAGCACUUGCCACAUUCCAAGAAUGGUUACAGAAAAGCUCUGAAUUUGCUGAGUUUAUCCAAAACCAAGAAGCCAGGCCCGAAGUUAUGGGAUUAAAGUUCAAUGCAUUAUUAAUCACACCUGUUCAAAGAGUUCCAAGAUAUAAACUGUUGUUGGAAGAUUUACUGGAACACACUCCCACCUCUCACUACGACUACCAUGACUUACAAGAGGCUACAAAAGAAAUCUGCAACAUAGCGUUCCACAUCAACGAGCAUGUCCGACAGCAUGAAAACUUCCAGAAGAUGCUCACCAUUCAGAAAUCUCUGGGAACGACUCCGAAAAUCCUGUCUCCUGGCCGAGAGUUUAUUCGAGAAGGAGCACUCCGAAAAGUCGCUCGUAAAGGAGGCAAGUCUCACGACCGGAUGUUCUUCCUCUUCUCUGACAUGCUCAUCUAUGCCAAACCAAAGUUGCUGGACACUUGCAAUUCUUACACCUGUUGCUGUGUUUUGCCUCUGAGACACUGCACCAUACAGCGACUGUUUGAAGACAAUAAGGAACUCCACAGCGGUGGGAUGUUCCAGAUCACCUGUAAAGAGGAGUCCUUAGUUCUGUAUUCCCUUGAUCCUGCAGAGGUCACAGCCUGGAUAGAAUGUCUGGAAUUGACAAUUAAAAAGCUCACAGACAAUCGACAGACAUUAAGGAAACCCAGCAGUAACAAAGUCCCACUGCGGGGCCGUACACUAUUGAGGCAGAAGAAACUUGACAAGAAAAAUAGCCGGAAGGUACGACCAACAAUUCAGAAAUCCCUGCUCUUUACCCAGGACAAGAACUCCCCUACAUCUGAUGUAAUGGAAUCAGAAGUCAAAGAGUCAACCCCAAUCCAAAAUUCAAGGUCUCAUUCACCAUUCCGUGAACCUGACACAAUUCUAGAUUCUUCAUUCAAAAGAAAAUGGGAGAAGGAAGCAUCUGAAAUUGAGAAACAACUCUCAUCAGAACUGUGGUCGUCCUCUUUGGAUUGCCCAGCUGGGGCUGUGUCUUCCCGUCAUGAUGAGAUGGAUUCUUUUAUGUUGGUUGAUGAAGGUUUAACAGACAACAUAGGCACCGACCUGCUGACACCAGAAAACAAUGAAAACAUCAACAACAACAACAUCAACAACAUUGACGACACACCUCAGCUCCCUCCCCAGAACAACAUUCGAGAAGGUCGACCACGCCCACUUUCUCAGUUUUUCAAUGCAGACCAUGAGGACCCACCACCCACAAGGUAUAAAUCCCUCAACAGUGUCUUCUCUUCCACCAGACGACGUUUCCAAGAUCGAGAUCAACGCUGUUCCUUGCAGUAAAUUAUUGAAAUUGUUUAUUUUUACAGUUUUCCAUCGAAUUCUUCCUCUUCUUUGCUUUCAUCCACAAUAAAAGCCAACCCACUCCACCUCCAGUAUUCCAAUCGCCACCCCCACCUUUUUCUGUUCUCUCUCUGACCAUUCCACUCUCCUCACUCUUUCCGUUCUCUCUCUCUCUCUCUCUCUGACCAUUCCAGCCUAUAACUAAAGCUCCCUUCUCAAUCUUCUCCAAUUUCUCUUCAGGUUCUGAUUUAUCCCAGAAGCCAAAGCACCAAACACUGCCAUUGAGUUCUGGUCCUUGUUUAACCAUUUUCAGAUCUAAUCCUGAGUUAAAUCUAUUUUUACCUUUCAUUGCCAUGAAUUGACCCAUUAGCUUUUAAACUGGUCAUAUCCAACCCAAACAUUCUGUUUCAUGUUCAAACUGACUAGAUCCAACCUCUCACACCUAACCUACAAUGUCAUUCUGAAAAUGAACAAUCACAUCAUCAAAAUCUCAAAGCCACAAGAUAAUGCAGGAUUAUAUUCAAAACCCUCUAAAAUCCAUGUCCUUGUCUCUAUGGAAGUAAUUGUUUGUCCUAAUCAACAAGUUCUGUAGAGGUGGUCAAGACUGGAUAAUACCUUGUGGCAUUUAGAUUUGUUCUAUUUAUCUCCUGAGUUCAAUUCCUGUUACAGUUGUCUGGGUCCUCUUUUUUACAGGGGUUAGUCUCCUCCCUGGUCUAAAGAAGCCAACAAUUCCAACAGCCUCUGCAAUUGAUCUCACUUCAGGAAGCUCCCCACCAAACUCCACCUCACUGGGCCACACCAACCAAUGAAGAGGACUGUUUAUGAUUGCUCAGUCUGUUAGAAAUAGCAGCCAAAUUUCCUUCAAACCACACUCUGCCAUCUUUGGAUAAUGUGCUCCUGGUAUUCCCUGUUUGUAGGAACAAGGCAGGACGGUCACAAUUGGAGUGGCUUUGAUCAUAGAUUUCGCCAGUCAAGUCUUAUCUGAAGCAGAACAACAACACUGAACAUCAUUCCAGGGUUCCACUAUAACACAUUCCAUCACACUCCACCACUCCUCACUUUGCAUUGAAGCCACACUCCACCACAUUAUGAUCUCCCUCUACUCACCUUACACCACUCCAUUAACAAAGGCUGGAUGAAAUAAGUCCUCUGCUGUACGAUGUGUUACCUGUUUGUUAGCACACAGUUAUUGUCAAACAACUAAUGUGACUGUCUUUAUAACAUUUCUAUAAGAUGUGAUUGAAAAAAGCUUACUGGGUUGAUUAUAUGAAAGUUACCCUUCACUUGGUGAAUGAUUCCCUUUGUUGCCAACAUGGUAAACGGCUCCCAAAUCCCUCUUCUUCUCCAUACCAUUCUUUUGUAACUCCCACUCCCACUGUUGAUGAUGUUGCCUAGGUAACAAAAUCUAUCAACUGUUUUUAACAAGUCUUCUGACCAGUUGAAGCAAUUCUUGUCCUGGUUGUUCUUCCUGAUAAUCCAAUUUCCUUCCUGCACUCCACUUCCUCCUCCCCCCCCCUUCCUCCUCCCCUUAUACUAAAUCCUUUUCCACUGAUCCUCCUUCUGUUUCUAUUGCAUCUCUUGUCUACCCACGCUUUACAUUGAAUGUUGGCCAAAGAGUUCUAACUGACACUGAUUCCUUUUUACCAAGCAUGGCAGCAGACGAAAAUGUUUUGUCUCUGCUUGGUUAACCUUUAGGCUUCCUGAGUCUAGACCCUGAUUCCAUGUGAAGAACUUUUCCUCUAAUUCUUUGGGUGAUCUGGAAGUAUACCUUUAACAUAAUGAAUUCCCCCACUGACAGCCAAUCUUGAAGUCAUAGAAUUAAUUAUAAUAAAUAGCAAAGAGCAGAGAAGCAAGCUUUGAUGGACUUUAAAUUUCUCUGUGAACCUAUAACUAACUCCACCCUGUCAAAGAUUUUCUCUGGGUCAACAAACGGUCGGAUUAACGACUUGUUCUUUGCUAAUAACUUCUGUAUCUGUCUCACUAAGAAGAAGUCACCACUGGUUCUUUGCCUUGACCCAAACCACUGCGUCUCAUCAAAGCCAAUACUCUUUUGCAUCAACUCUGCUGGAAUUUGGAGUUGGGGAAGAAAUGGGAGUACUCAUCAUGGACAGCACACUAAUAGAAUUGGGUGGAAGAUAAAUCCCAAUUCAGAGUCUGUUGUGGUCAGUUUUGCUGGCCUAUUUAUCGGUUUUAUUCAAUAUAUCUGGCAUGUUGUGUUGUUUGUUAUUUACUGUGUGGAAAUGUAUUAUAGCAUGUAUCAAUAUUUAUGGAAAUACUCUGCAUGUAGCAUAUCAAUCGUGUGGAAUUUUACUUUUACGACAAGCACUAACUCAUCAGUGGAAAUACUCUGUUUGUGGUAAACAGAGUAACUUAAGAACUGUGAGUUUGUGUGGAAAAUUACUAUUAUAACAUAUCAGGUGUAUGUGGAAAUUUAUUAUAAUAACAUAUAUCAGUUUAUCAAUGGAAAACUAUGGUGACUAUAUCAACUGUGUUUGUGUGGAAACUAAUUUACUGUGGUGUUGUGAUUGGAAUUACUGUAUGUGGCAAAACAAAUGCAAACAUAUCAACUGAAUGCGUGGAUAUUUAGUUCUAAUAGUCUUUAUGUGGAAUAUUAUGUUAAAACAUAACCAUGUGGUUGGGGUUGGGGGGUCGUUCUGUAUUGAAGCUUUGGGUGUGUGAAGUUAUAUUGGUUCCACAUGGAUAUCAUCUGUGGAAAUUGACUUAUCAGCUCUGUGUGUGGAAAUAAUGCUGUCACACACAAUAAAAUUAACAUAUCACUGUAGUGAUAGAAAAUUAUAAUUAUGGGAUGUAGAAAUUAGAAAUUUUUAGUGUGGUAAGAAGCUUGCUUCCCAACUACAUGGUUCUGGGUUCAGUCCCACUGUGUGGCACCUUCGAUAGGUGUUUUCUACUAUAACCUCAGGUCAACCAAAGCCUUGUGAGUGGAUUUGGAAGACAGAAACUGAAAGAAGCUCAUUGUGUUUGUUUGUCCCCCGUCACCACUUGACAGCUAGUGUUGGUGAGUUUAUGUCCCUGUAACUUAGCAGUUUGGCAAAAGAGAUCAAUAAAAUAAAUACCAAACUUAAUAAAGAAAAGCAAAUCCUGGGGUCGAUUCAUUUAACUAAAAAUUCUUCAAAAUGGUGCCCCAGCAUUGCCACAGUCCAAUGACUGACUGACUGAAACAAAAGAUAAAAGAUACCACUAACUGUGGAAAUUUGCAUUGUAUAUGUGUGUGUGUGUGUGUGUGAGAGAGAGAGAGAAAGAGAGCAGCUGUUGCUGACACAAUAAUGCAAAUAUACCACUGACUGUGGACAUUACUGGUGGUGUGUGUGGAAAUGUUGCAUAGGCACACCACUACUGUGUGGAAAGAAUAUGAUGAAAUAUAUGACAUAUCAAGUAUGUGAGUGUGUGUGUGGAAAUGUUGCUCUUAAUAACAUGUUACUGACUAUGGAAAUUUCCUCUGUGUGUAUGUGUGUGUGUGGAAAUGUUGCUCAUCCCCUGCAAUAAUACACUAAUUGUGUGGAAGUUGUAGGAUGUGGCAAAGUUAUUGCUCAAACUUUGUUUAAUUUUCCCCUUGGAACUGUUUCAGUGAAAGUCAUUAAAGAAAUGCAUGAACACCACGGAUUCCCAUUUAUAUCUCAGUACAACCACAAUGACAAUAUUGUGUGUGUGUAUGUGUGGUUAUUUUUUGUCAUGUCUUAUGAAAUUUUAUUCAUGUUUUCUCAAAUUCCUGAUUGAGGUGGAGGUGUGGGGUACAAACCUCAUCUGAAUUCCACAUAGUUGUUUAUCAUCACACUACUAUGUUUGUGUGUGUGUGUGUGUGAGGUUCGUCUAUCCUUUUCUCUAUACAUCCAUCCUGUUUAUCUAUUCAUCCAUCCAUCUGUCUGUUUCUAAGAGAUGGCUUGGCUUGUGCCACAUCUCUUCAGUUAUUCCUCCUCUCAUCAUUUUGUCAUGUCCACAUACUCUACAUUCCAUGCUAGCCACUAUUCCUAGUAUUUCCUUCCCAAAAUGUCUGCCUUUUGAGACAUGCUCCUUGCUCAUAUCUUUCCCACAUGUGUUGACUUAUAAAGAUUCCUUAAUGGCAUCAGUCUCUCUGGACAAGGAGGCCUGUGAAAAUCAUGACCACUGUCCCACCAAAUUACAAAAGAAGUUUUAAUGUGUCUCAUUAAUUACUUAUUUGUAUAAUUACCUGUUAAUUUCACUGUCUCAUUGCCUCUCUGUUAAUUUCACUGUCUCAUUGCCUCUCUGUCCAUCCUUCUGUCUAUCACUCUGUUCCAUGUACAUUCCUGUAUCCUAACCCUAUUUACAUAUCUGUCUGUCCAUCUCUCUCUCUCUCUCUCUCUCCAUCACAUACACACACACACACACACACACAACUACACACCAACACAUGUAGAUAUGUGUAUUUUUAAAAAUUUUUGUUUAUUUUUGUGAUAUUUUAUCGAGUUUAUCAACAAUUGUGUUUCCCAUUUCUUCAAUAAAUCAAAAUUUGAAAUU
Messenger RNA from Octopus bimaculoides (California two-spot octopus), 7276 nucleotides. Its product is annotated as rho guanine nucleotide exchange factor 39. Gene Ontology annotation, cellular component: cytoplasm. Lineage: Eukaryota; Metazoa; Mollusca; Cephalopoda; Octopoda; Octopodidae. Gene Ontology annotation, molecular function: guanyl-nucleotide exchange factor activity. The record is from RefSeq and is a predicted model, not a curated record.